AAGUCAUCAUCCAUCCACCUCCCGCCCGCCACGUCCACUUUCCCAAUUCCUCUACCGCACUCGAAACCCUAGUUUUCUCGCACGAGGCCUGCUGGGCUCGCUCCCGUUCCGCCGCUCUCUCUCGCACUCACCCUGCAAUAGAUCGAGAAGAUUAGGUGGAUUUCUUUGCUAGAUCGACAACGCAUCAACAUGCUAAUAGCGCCGAAGUUUCGAAGUCCACGAAGAUAGCAGAAGGAUGAUUAAUCAACUGAAAGAGUUUCUUAGAGUUGAUGGUUCUUGAUUCGCUGAAGUAAUGCUGGGAUAAUCACAUUUUGCAGUUAUCCUCGCAUCAAAUAAGAACUAUCCUAGCACUUGAGCCAUGACUACUACAUUUUGACUGAAAACUCUGAACUAUCCCAGCACUUGAGUUGUGACUAAUAUAUUUUGACUGCAAACUCAGUUGUUUAUCAGUGCACCACUCAGAAGCAUAAGAGUCGGAUUUCUUCUAUGUUAGUAAAAUGACUGAGAACGGAAGACGACGGAUUUCCAAAUGGGAUGUGAUAACUGAACCUAACUCUCCAGGUGAAAUUGCACAAAAUAGUGACUUUUUAAAAACGGAAGAUAUUUCUAAGAAAUCGGAAUCACAAACGGGUCUGAGAUCUAUAAGUCAUGAUGACAAACAAUUUCCUACACGACCUAAUAUGAAAAGCGAUGAUACUUUUAGAAGAGAUAUUUCCCAGGAAGAUGAGAAUAAGAGACCAUCUGAAGGUUUUUCUCACAAGAAUGAACCUCUGAAUUGGGUUGACAUGGAACAAGAUGAAGCAAAAUACCCAUUUAAUAAACCAGAUUAUGAAAGGCUAACAGUAAAAGAAAUGGAAAUCAGUAGAGUGAUGGGCGACCAGGAUUUAACUUCCAAUCAGAAACAUAGUUCAGUCAUGUCUGCUGGUUUCACUGAAUGGAGGCGUCAUAGUCAUAAUAUCUCUCCUAGGGUUGGGAGGACUAGGUCAGGCAGAAGCAGGAGCAGGAGUUGGAGCAGGAGCAGGAGCAGGAGCAGGAGUUGGAGCAGGGGCAGAAGCCGUAGCAGGAGUCGAAGUAACAGUCACAACCGCAGUCGUAGCCCUUUUUACCAUAGGGGUGGGUCCGAAAGAUCAUCUGGUAGAGGAAUUAGACUGGGAGGGCAGGCUCCAACUUGUAGAGAUUUUGCAGUUGGUCAUUGUAGGAGAGGCAGCCAAUGCAGGUUCCUUCAUGAUAAUGGUGGUCGUGGGGAGUUUGAGAGGUAUAAAACUCAUUCAAGAGAAAUUAAUCUUGAAAGGGGAAGUUAUCCUGGAGAGAGGGAUGAAAUUGAUUGCUCACGAAAUAAACCCUUACAUAGGCAAAGGAGUCACUAUGACAGAGAGAGGGAGAGACCUGAGUUACAUGGAGAUAGCAGGUCCACCGAGCUGUGUUUUGAUUUUACUAAAGGCAGAUGCCACAGAGGUUCAUCAUGCCGUUAUCUUCAUCAUGAGGCUUCUUCUCAUGGUGGAUGGAGUGUGAAGGAUGAAACCAGAGAUGAUAACUAUAAUAGAAGGGGUACAGAUGCAUCUAGCGAGAGGACUGAACCUCACAGGGUGAAUGAUGCGCCAUGCAAGUUUUUUGCUGAGGGGCGUUGUCGCCGUGGCCACACAUGCAAGUUUUCACAUCAGGCUGAUAUUGUAGAAGCCAAGCUGCAUGCUAGAAGAUGGGAUUAUGACCAAGAUACUGGUGAUAGUUUAUCAAAAGCUGCGUCAAACUUUGGCAAUCCAAAAAUUGACAUGGAUUCAAGCUCUCAUUGGGAUCAUGGUAAUGAUGGUGGUGGUUCUGUUGCCUGUCAAUCUAUAGAGGGGGAAAAUUCUAAACAAAAGCAUCAGCAUGAGCAACCACAUGUAGGCUCUCCAACCUUACAUCAGGAAGUUGAUCUAAAACCUGAUUCUCAAAUACAGAUUCACGGAGUCUCUGGGAAGCAUGAGCAGGCCAAAAAUAUUGAUAUGAAACAGAAUCCUGGCAGCAAUGAGAUGUUACCCAAGGAAGGUGGGAGUAUAAUCUCUGACUGGGGUGCAGGAAAAGCAGAUAUUAAUUCUGUGACUUCAGUUAUCGGACAGAGUUUUGCUCAGAGUAGACCAAGUAAAUUCAUAGCUCCUCAGCAAAUGCAUCCACAAACCUUUGCCCCUGGUACCCAGAAUCCUAAGGUUGCUCCACUGUCCAUGAAUGAGCAAAUACACCAAGUUUAUCCAGUGCCCCUAGAUGGGCAAAGUCAGUUUGUUGUUCCACUGACUCCUUCAGAUGCACAACAUUUAAAUCUUACCAUGCACGGUCAGUCUGGACUAUCUCUGCCACAUCCCAUAAAGAACCAGCAUAUUGCUCCUCAUAACACACAAAGCCAACAAAACUUAAAUCUGAGUGCGCAAACUACUCAGUUCCUUCUAUCGCCUAUGAUUGGGAAAAGCCUGCACAAUGUGCAACCCAGUGUUCAUAUUCAUGCAAAUAAUUUGCCUCUUAAUGGACUGAGCACUGCCAACAUUGGUUUUCCUGGCCAGAGUCUCCAGAAUCCUGCUCUACCGCUGACUGUCCAUACUCAAGAGAAUCCCCACAUGUUUGCUACACCAAAGCAAAAUCCUUCCAUGGAGUCUCCAUCAGGCAACAUCUUUAAAUCAGAUAAUGAUCAGACAAGCUCACAAAAGAUACCUGGGAAAGCAGGUGCAUCUGAAAUGGAACAAUCUCCAAUUAGUCCUGCUCAAGUCAUCUCUAACAAAGUAGUAACUAGUGAGCAGGCAGCACGGAUUACUGACCUUUCAGCAUCUUUAGCACGUUUCUUUGGAAAUGCUCCUCUAAAUGUCAGUACCUUCGGAAUGCCACUGUCACAACAUUCAAGCUCAAGCUCUGCUGUGCUCCCUGCAACAGCUGUAGUAGCACCACCUAUUCAACCCAUACAAGAUGGUGCCAUUUCUGGUAAUUUAGUACCUGCUAAGCUUGAGAUCACUAACCUUGUUGAUCCUAAAAUGGAAAGCCAUGUGUCUGGUACAGACCCUCUUGGUAAGAUCAAAAACAAUGAUACCAAGCCGAUUGAGCUGGGUGAUCCUACAAAAGGAAAUGGAACGGGAAUGAGAGAACAGGGGAAGAACGAGGAUAAAGCUCAUUUGGAGGAUGGAGAUGCUGGUGGUGAUGGAGAUAACAGACAAAGCAAGGACGCAAAAGGAAAUAAGAUGUUUAAAUUUGCUCUUGUGGAGUUUGUGAAGGAUCUAUUGAAGCCUGCAUGGAAGGAAGGCCAAUUGAACAGAGAAGCUCACAAGACGAUAGUUAAGAAAGUAGUAGAUAAAGUGACUGGUUCAGUGCAAAGCCCUAAUAUACCUCAGACACAGGAGAAAAUUGAUAUUUAUUUGGCUCACUCGAAACCUAAACUCAGCAAACUGGUGCAGGCUUAUGUAGAGAAGUAUGUGAAAAACUAAGGAUAGAGCCAUACUAAAGCUCCGUUCUGUUAGAUCGGUACUGUGAUUUGUACUCCGAGGAGAUCACAUUAAAAUCGCACCUCUUCCAGCUCUUCGAUUCUUGCGUGUUUUCAAACUGUUUGGCUUUGUGGUGCAGUACGUUAGUCGUCAAAUUGUAUGCUAUUACUCUGAUGUGGUGUACGCGUUUCGACAUAUAACGGGUGCCAAUAUUUAUGCCUUUUUAUUCA
Messenger RNA from Zingiber officinale, 3667 nucleotides. Its product is annotated as zinc finger CCCH domain-containing protein 55-like. The record is from RefSeq and is a predicted model, not a curated record. The coding region runs from base 498 to 3440 and encodes 980 amino acids. Lineage: Eukaryota; Viridiplantae; Streptophyta; Magnoliopsida; Zingiberales; Zingiberaceae. Gene Ontology annotation, molecular function: metal ion binding. The transcript is spliced from 5 exons.